Trypanosoma grayi is the source of this 771-nucleotide messenger RNA. RefSeq lists its product as hypothetical. NCBI's taxonomy places the organism in Eukaryota, Euglenozoa, Kinetoplastea, Trypanosomatida, Trypanosomatidae. The transcript has a single exon. Bases 1 to 771 code for a protein of 256 amino acids. The record is from RefSeq and is a predicted model, not a curated record.
AUGCCUCAAGUGAUGAGCCACUUGUUCUCUGUCCUGAUGUGCGUGGUAGCUGCGGUUUCUGCAGAGGGGUUGGACAACACCAUAACCAUCACCCGCACUGCCACGCCCACCAUCACCGUGGAGCUGCCUUCAGGCAGCCGCACCGUUACGCCCACCAUGAGCACCAGUCUGUCCACAACCGAGAGUAGUGCGGGGUCUGAAAGCAAGCACACUGUCACACCCGAAAUCACACUGACGCCGGAGGAGAUGUGGGUGGACGUCUACUUUGAGGUCGACAGUAACUCCCUCACCCCAGAGGCGUUAGUGGCGCUGCUUCGCAGGGUACUCUGGAACAAUACAGAGGUGGAAAUGAAGAGCCAUAUCGAUGUACAAUUUCCGUGGAUUCACCUCUCCUUCUUCUCUGACCUUCGGGCCGAUGAGGCGGUGUCGGCAGCAAACGCAGGGGAACUGCAGGGCGUGCUGAGCGCGACGUACAAGAUUCCUGUCCAACCGCCGGGCGACAAUGGCAAUGAUUUUCCUGUUGUUACUGUUGUCGUUGUCGUUGUGGUAGUGGUUGUCGUGCUCGUUGUGGCUGCAGUCCUUGUGUACUGUGUAUUAUUCCAAAAGAAAAACACGCAUCGGCGACGCUAUGACGAAGACUACGCCAUGAACUGCGCGACAGCGCCGGUGGACCUAAACGAGGUUCUUUUGACACGGGUCGAUACUGACUUCACCGAGAUUGGAGAUGGCAUAUCCAAUAUGAAGUAUUAUCAAAAACGACCGAGUUUGUAG